This is a messenger RNA of Fusarium proliferatum ET1, 1992 nucleotides long. RefSeq lists its product as uncharacterized. The record is from RefSeq and is a predicted model, not a curated record. Lineage: Eukaryota; Fungi; Ascomycota; Sordariomycetes; Hypocreales; Nectriaceae. The coding region runs from base 1 to 1992 and encodes 663 amino acids. The transcript has a single exon.
AUGACGGAGAAGCUCGAUCACGGCCGUAGGGCCAUGUCCGUCAAUGGCGAAGUAGCUGCGACGAUCUACAGGCCUCUAGACAAUAACAGGCAAGAAAUUCGACUUCUCACGCUUCUUCCGCCUCGAGACCAAGAUGCAGAUAUUCACUGCACCCUUUCACACGCCGUACUCAACACUUCAUCUGAGAAUCCAAAGUACGAAGCCCUAUCGUAUGUUUGGGGGGAGCCUGAUUUCUCGGAGCCGAUAAUUCUCAAUAAUCACACUUUCUUCAUCACACCAAGCCUGAAAUACAUUCUAUCGUGCCUGAGGCAAAGACAGAAGGAUGGCCAACCGCGAGUUCUUUGGGUUGAUGCGAUCUGCAUCAAUCAGUCAGAUGUCGAGGAGCGGGGUCAUCAAGUCGCUCUCAUGCGCGAAAUAUACUCAAAUUGCCAGCGAGAUAUCGCAUGGCUAGACCCGAUGAUAGGCACCAAAGACGUCAAGGCUCGUGAGCUCUACAGUCAUGCCGAUCUUGACGAAGAAGAAGAAUGGGUGCAAAAGGGCAUGGACUUGAUGCGCGAGAUCGCCGAGAAGAACCCGCAAACUCUGAAAGAGCUACAAGAUCAGGCCCGACAAGGUUAUCGUCUCCUCACAGGGUCGCAGCUCGUUCUCGGUGCCGUAUUCAGGCAGCCAACACUCUGGAGCCGGUUGUGGGUCAUGCAGGAGCUUUCCCUGGCCCCGCGGUUGACGCUCAUGUCUCGAGAUGCUGAGCUAAACUGGGAUGUCCUGAAAAGCCUCUUCAAAGACGAGCCAUACUUUGACGCGUUCCACAUGGGCCGUCAGAGUAGUCAUUCUCCCUCAUAUUAUAAGGACUUUAGUGAAGUGUUCGUUCCCGUCAAGCUGAUCGAGGACCAACGCCGUCUCAUGUCACAGGGGUCCAAGCUCAUGGAUGUGCUUGUGCGAUUUCGCGAAAUGGAGUCGACAAACCCUCGGGACAAGAUUUUCGGGCUCCUUGGCCUGGUCACGGAAGAGCACGGCAUAAAUGUCGACUAUAUGACGUCAGUGCCAGAAUUGUAUCAACAGGCGACAGCCUCUUUAAUCAAUCUCGCCGGAAAUUUGGAUAUUCUUUGCCAAAACCCAUUUGAACGCCCGGAAGGGCCUACAGCGCUGCGAGAGGGAGAACAUAGAGUGCCAUCUUGGGUUGCUGAAUACGAUAGCAAGCGUCGGCAAUGCGCAACAAUGCUCUUUGCCCAGCGCGACAUCUUCAACGCUGGUGUCAGGAACUGCAAGACUCCAUGUCGACUCAUCGGCCCCGAAAAGGAUAUCCUGAUCACCAAAGGCACCAUUCUUGGAACAGUCGCACCUGUCCUCCAGAAUGACAAACGACUUUCAGCGUUCGAUGUCAUGAACCUUUACCUUGGCAAGGAAGCACUUGAGCAUCCCCAGGAGCAUCUGUAUGCCCCGAAAGUCGGCGGUAAAGAGAUAUUGACAGGCGAGACUGCCAUUCGUGCAUUCUGGCGAACAAUGGUAAAGGAUUGCACUCUCCCACCAAGAAUGCGUCGGUUGAGACAAACCGAAAUUGAGAGGUUGGAUGUUGAAAACCAAGAGCAGUUAAAAAGUGAAUGGGGCCCCCUACAGACAUAUCGUUUACAUUUUGGCAACAAAUACUCGAGAUCUGCAUUCGGUUACCAGCCCACCGAUGACGAGGAUCUCACUAAGCUUGAUAUCGAGGGUCAAAUUUCACAUCAUUACAGCCCUGGUAGCUUCAUGUUCGCGGCCACAGAUAAUGGGCUCUUUCUAGCCACGCGCUUUGCUGCGAAGGAGGGCGAUGUUGUGGCUGUCCUUGAUGGGGGAAAGGUACCUCUGGCGUUACGUAAGGUUGAACCUAGGGAUGGUGUUGAAGGUGAGGUGUAUAUGGUUGUUGGUUCGACCUACGUGCAUGGUUUCAUGGACGGUGAGGCGGAGGCUAGUGUCACUGAAGGUUGGUUGCAGAAGCGGGAGAUUCUGAUCGCGUGA